GAGCGGUACCGCAGCAGAUAUCAGCUACUGACCAUGUCAACAGAGUUCCAGGAUGCUCACCUUGCAGAGGUGAAACCUCUGGUGGAGAAGGAAGAGGCUAUCACUCGCCUCCUUCCAGACUUUGAUGUUCAGGAGCAAGAUGUGGAGACUGUGCAUGGCUCGGUCCGUGUCACCAUGUGUGGGACUCCCAGAGGGAACCGGCCAGCUAUCCUCACCUACCAUGACAUCGGGCUGAAUCAUAAAACUUGCUUCAAUCCUCUCUUCAACUUUGAGGAUAUGCAGGAAAUCACCCAGCACUUUGCAGUCUGCCAUGUGGAUGCACCUGGUCAGCAGGAUGGAGCACCGUCUUUCCAAGCUGGGUAUGUGUAUCCCUCCAUGGAUCAGCUGGCCGAAAUGCUUCCCGCAAUCCUGAAACAGUUUGGGCUGAAGACCAUUAUAGGAAUGGGAACUGGAGCUGGUGCCUACAUCUUAACCAGAUUUGCUUUAAACCAUGCGGAGAUGGUGGAGGGAUUAGUUCUCAUUAAUGUAAACCCCUGUGCUGAAGGUUGGAUGGACUGGGCAGCAACUAAGGUAAACAUUUUUAAUAUCAGAUACUUAGAUAAUCUUGCUGUUCAGAUUUCAGGUUGGACAAAUGCUUUGCCAGACUUGGUCAUUUCACAUCUUUUUGGAAAGGAAGAGAUUCACAGCAACCAUGACCUGAUCCAUACUUACCGUCAGCAUAUAAUUAAUGAUAUGAAUCAAACCAACCUUCAUCUCUUUGUCAACUCUUACAACAGUCGGCGAGACCUAGAGAUUGAGCGCCCUGUUCCUGGAAUAAAUGUUGUCACUCUUCAGUGCCCCGUCCUCCUGGUGGUUGGCGACAGUUCCCCGGCGGUGGAUGCCGUGGUUGAAUGCAACUCAAAGCUGGACCCAACAAGGACCACACUUCUGAAGAUGGCUGACUGCGGUGGGCUCCCUCAAGUUUCCCAGCCUGCCAAGCUUGCAGAAGCUUUCAAAUACUUUGUUCAGGGAAUGGGAUACAUCCCCUCUGCUAGCAUGACCAGGCUGAUGAGGUCCCGCACCGCUUCUGGCUCCAGCGUAACCUCUUUGGAAGGACAGAGGAGCCGGUCUCACACUGGGGAAGGCACGAGGAGCCGGUCUCACACUGGGGAGGGAACAAGGAGCCGAUCCCACACUGGGGACGGUGCCAGAAACCGCUCCCACACAGACACGCGCAUCGAGCUGACGCCAAACUCGGCAAGCAAUGCUGAACAAUCAAGCCCCAAGUCCAUGGAAGUGUCCUGUUAGAUGGCUGUGGGAGGUUUAAACUGGUCACAGUGUGAAAAAGUAAUGGAUGCCCCCUGUGUAUCACAAAAGCAUAACUGGUAUUAAUCUCAAGCUAUUCUAUAGGAUGAACUCAGUUCACCAGGGUCUGACAGGGACCAAAGAAAAGAAGCAUCUCAUUUGCUCUGUCGUUAUUCUUGUAACUCAGACAGUUGCUGCUAUUGUGCCCUCCUUCAAUGGAUGCCAAAUUCUAAAGGAUACUUGCCAAAAGCUGAUGUGGAUGUAAACACUUCAGAGUCAAACCAGACUUGCUUAUUAUCCUCCUUUAAAAUCAAAGCUGUUACAUGCCCCUUUAUCUCUUAUUCUCUUGAAGUAAACUGGCACAAUUUGAGACGAGUUUCAAAGAGGGGGAAAAAAAUCACUGUUAUGGAUGGCUUUUAAAGAAGGAAACGAAACAAAUGUGUUAUGGCCUCAUGUUGAAGCUGGAGUCGAAUUCAUUGUAUAUAGCUUGACUUCAAAUGAUAAAGUUAAUGUAUCGUGCAUUUAUAGGCCUUCUAAUUCAUUAGUAUUCAAGCCUGUUUUCCUAUGUACAAUAAUAUACUACUAAAAUAGGCGAUUUUAAUGUGACUGAGAUGAACUAAAUCUUUAAGCUUUUUUAUGUCACUUUUUUGAGAUUUAGUUCCAGUCUUCCUUUCCUUCCCCCCUCCUAGACCCUAAAACUGCUUAGCCAAAUGAGGACAGGACUUAAGUUUAAUAAGCAAGGUAGUAUUUCCCUCUUUGGGAUCUUGGGCCAAAGGGUUUACCGUAUGGCAAAAGUUGGUGUAGUUGUAACAAAUAGGGUAGCUGUACAUGCCAGCAAAGCAGAAGCAGCUUGAUUUUUCCUUCAGACAGCUUCUUAUCUUUGCAGCUCAAGUUUUUGUGUCCAGCAUAAUUGUGAUAAAUUCGAAAUUCUGUAAGCAAAGCCAGAUCCAGCUGUUCUUUGUCAGGAGAGAUGAAUAACUGUAGGAUGGCAUGUAAUUAGAUACUGUACAUUCAACUGCCACUAAUUACUAGAUUUGAAACUCUGAUGACAUCUCACUGGUGCUGAGAAGUGUAUUCCACAAAGUGGUGGAGCAGCAGCACUGUAUCUGUGAAAUGCAGUGUUUAAUGACUGCAUAAAUGUAAUGAUCUGCUGGUUCUGCAUCUUUACGUAGCCUUCUGAUACCUUGGGUUACUUUCUUUGAUGCUACUGGCUUGAUACCUUUCCACCAGUCAGAUUUUCACAGUUGGGUGUUCCUAAAUUUGUCCUCCCGUAGGUAGCGGGACAGGAUUUCCUGAGCUCCAGUGCAUACCUGCUGCAUUGCAGUCCUCACACAAACAACAAAACUCAAAUGCCGAGCAGUUAAAUAGCAAAUGUUAAUACUUUGGGAUUGCUUGUUCAGAAGAACACCGUCUAGGUUACUUCAUAUUGACUAACUUCGGCUCUUGUGUAGAAUAUCCGUAACGGUUUGUGGGAAGAACAGACAAUUUCCAGAAAGAAUAAAGCUAUUGUGUAAAGUCUAUCAAGAAAAGUUUCUUAAUGAAGUAUUUGUAUUUAUUUCAAAACAAAUAAAUUUGUA
Gavia stellata (red-throated loon) is the source of this 2861-nucleotide messenger RNA. RefSeq names its product N-myc downstream regulated 1 (gene NDRG1). Gene Ontology annotation, biological process: signal transduction. Gene Ontology annotation, cellular component: cytoplasm. Lineage: Eukaryota; Metazoa; Chordata; Aves; Gaviiformes; Gaviidae. The transcript is spliced from 16 exons. The coding region runs from base 34 to 1287 and encodes 417 amino acids. The record is from RefSeq and is a predicted model, not a curated record.